Bathycoccus prasinos is the source of this 3315-nucleotide messenger RNA. RefSeq lists its product with no specific name. The record is from RefSeq and is a predicted model, not a curated record. The transcript has a single exon. Lineage: Eukaryota; Viridiplantae; Chlorophyta; Mamiellophyceae; Mamiellales; Bathycoccaceae. Bases 1 to 3315 code for a protein of 1104 amino acids.
AUGAAGGAGACUCUCGCGCGAUUCUUCUUUCUUAAAAAAUCUCUCCUUCUCCGUUUGCUUUUUCUCACUCCAUUCUCCUUCAACAUCGACACAGAAAAAGGUCCGCGCUUUCAAAGUGACAUUCAACGCAACGCGUCUCCUUUUCUCCUCUUCAAAACGACGACGUAUACACGACGUAUACACGACGACUUAACGAUGUCCACGCGACAGCGCGCGUUAUCCGCUCAACCGAAGACACCACACACUUUUGAAGACGACGAAGAAAAAGAGGAGGACGACGACAAUAUGAAUACGAACGCGACUAAUAAUUGGUUACAUCUCAUCGACAACCGGAAAGACAGAGAGAAAAUCAUCCGUUUACAAAACGCGGACGACCCGUCGUUGCGAGCGAUGUUCGAAGCGAUACGCGUGACGAUGAAAAAGAAGGACGAAAACAUGGAACGCGCGGCUAUGAUUGGGUUCGAGAGAGGCGUGAGUUUUGGAGUCGCGGAAGGAGGUGGUGGGAAGACGAAGACGAUUAAGAAGAAGAAGAAGAAGGAAAACGAUUCAGACGAGGACGAAGAGUUUGCAAUUUCAGAGGAGGACGGUUCUUCCGAUUUUAAAGAAGAAGAAGAAGAUUCCUCCUCGGACGAAAACGAAGACGAAAACGAAAACAGAAAUAAGAUCGAGCGAAGGUCGAAAGCUUCGAGCAGCGCGCCGGGUACGCUGCUCGUGAGCGAUGAUGAUGAUGAUGAAGAGGAUGACGGCGCCGAGGAAGUUAGGAGAGGUAGAUAUAAGAGUAACGCCGACGGCAAAUUCGCGCGAAUCGAGAAGAAGAGUAAAUCGAACGAGGACGAUGAAACGGCUUUGCGAUGGGUGGUGGAGAGAAAUAGUUGGAAUAAAAACGAGGAGACGCACAAAUCUGUUCUGAACGAUUUAGAGGUGGUCGAUUUGAGAAGGAAAUUAGCAAACGCGGAGAUUACUACGAAUAACGCGAUACUGAGCAAAAUGUUAACCGCGUGGCGUUUAGCGUGCUUUACAUCGAGAAGGAACGAGUCUGUGAUGCAACGAAUGCGCGUGGCGUCUGAACACAGGAAGAUGCGCGCGGCGUUUCGUUCGUGGAUGGACGCGUCGCUGGAGUUUAAAAGACGACGCGUGCUCGUCGGCGUCAGAGAUGCCGAUGGCGGCGAUAGAAAGAAGAAAAAGAACGACGAAGAGGAGGAAGAAGAAUUCGCGCCGGAUUAUAGCGAAGAGUGCGAACGAUUGCAGCUCGAAGUAAAAUCGUUGCGCGAAAUGCUUGAACGAGAACGAACAAAACCGCUAUCGGGACCAGGAGCAGAGUUCAAAGAGCAAGCGAACGCGUUCAACGCGCACUUGAAGAAAGUGGUGAGAGAUUUAGAGGGGACGAGGAGUUUGAACGCGCAAUUGACGCGUCGUUUGGAAAUGAAGGAGAAGCAGGUGCAAGGGUACCGAGGCGGAGGCAACGAGUACACCGCCGACGCGAUGAAACCCACGAAUCGUGCAAAUCAACGCACCAUGGGUACACAAACGAUGUUCGAGACGUAUCCUGGAAGUCAAAACAACAACUCGAAAUACCCGAAAGUUGUUUCGUUCAAGAACGAACGCGAGCAAAGCUUUGUGAAAGAUUCCGCGCCGGGCAACAGAUACGAGCACGUCAAAGCUGAAAACGAAAAAUUACGCCAAGAACUCGAAAAACAAACGAAGGUUUUGCACGAAAAGUUCGAAAUGCAACUGAGAGCGGCGGAAGUUGCGGAGCGCAAGUUGAAUGACGAAAGACAGAGACGCGCGCGAGAAAUUGAGUUGAGAGAAAAAGCGUCGAACGAUUUGAAGAGAGAACACGAACGCGAGAUGGCGGAGAUGAUUGAAUCCUACGACGCGUUAUACGGUGGUCGCAAUAACAACAGCAUCAGCAAGAACAAUAAAGCGAACGAUUCGAGCCUUAAUAAGUAUGCGAGCAAACCGAGCCCUCCGAAGAAAAUGUCCUCCACGUCCUCGGUGAUGAAGAAACGAAGAGACGAAAUUGUCUCGAGUCUCCGUUCGCCGCGGGACCCUCGUGUGCGCGAGGAUACCUAUCGUAACAACGAAUACAUGCAGCAGCAGCAGCAACAACAACAACAACAAAACAACAACAGCGACAAGCUUUCCUCUAUUUUGAAUCCCAGGGAGCGCUCGUCGCCGUUAUCUCCUGACAAGGAUGACGCGAUGACGUUUGAGAAGAUGGCUUCGAUUCGCGAGGAUUACAUCAAGCAACCGCACCAUCGAACGACUGGUCGACCACAAAGAGAAAAGACAUCGCCUCCACCAAACAAUUUUGCCAUGCUCAGACCUUCUUCCAUGAAUACGUUAGACUCGUACGGGGAAGAGGAAAGAAGAAGUAAGAAUACGAACGCGGACGAGUACGAGGACGCGGACGAUAUGUUUUUAUCUCCGACGAAGACGUUUUCGGAAUCCGAGAAUCAAUCGUUUCGCGACGCUUCGUCGGCCUUAGGGACGCCGGCAUCCUCGUCGGCGGCGAGAAGUACCGCUAAAGGAUACUUCAAACGCGGUGGACCUAAUGGAAGUAAUAAUACUAAUCCUCCUCCUGCUUCUUCUUCUUCUGUUGCUGCGAAUUCUUCUCCUCCUCAAAGCAAAGUUACGCCGAAAGGUUUCACGCCGAGAGGCGAACAGCUCACUUUGAGCGCGUUCAACGAAUACGCGAAUGCCGGGAAAAAGCAAAGUCGAACAAUGGGAACGAGCAUGCAAGAAGACAAAUUCGACGAUAUCGUUGGAAAUGACUACGAUGAUAAAGACGUCAACAUCAAGAAAUCGUCGAAAGGACGGGAUUUGGUAUCUUCUCUCCCGUCGCGUUUGUUCUCCGCGAGCUCGAACGAGAUGAACAAAUCAGCUUCUGAAGACGACGAGGACGACGACAGAGAAGAAGAAGAAGGAGAAGAAGUUGAAGAAGAAGAAGAAGACGAUUGGGGUCUCGCCAUUCCAAAGAAACCGCACCAUCUCACCACCACCGGCGGCAAAAAGAACAACGCCAUUACCAAAGACGAACUCGAACUCUCUCGAUCCGAUUGGGACGACUUGUUGGGUAAAAAGAACUCUCAUCCAAAGGGCGACGGUACCACCGCCGCUUUCAGAGGUGCCCGCCGAGACUUACGAUUCUCCGAGUCUCAACAAAGCGCACCGCCUGCGAAAACGAAAACCAUGGUCGUCGCAGAACUGGUCGUCCAAGGAUGGUCCAAAAACGAAGCGUUAUUCGCGUUAGAGAAAGUCGGCGAAAACGACGUCAACAAGUGCGCCGAGUGGCUCAUUCGACGCAAUCAUUAA